This is a messenger RNA of Paramecium primaurelia, 307 nucleotides long. NCBI's taxonomy places the organism in Eukaryota, Ciliophora, Oligohymenophorea, Peniculida, Parameciidae. The record is from the annotation of a GenBank genome assembly.
AUGGAUGAUUUUGCAAUUGCUGUAAGUAGAUAUAGAAGAAGAAAAUACGAUUAGUCAAUUCAUUUAUGCGAUAAGAUUCUUUAAGCAAAUAAUUUAGAUUAAUCUGCUUGGGUUUUGAAGGCUAGCAGUUUAAUAAGAAAACUGUUUUUAGAUGAUAUUGAAAUAGAUGAAUAAGGAAUUGGUGAUUAAUUAAUGAAUGAUGAUUCAAUAAAUACAGUUGCUAGACCUGGUACAAGCUUACAAAGACCUGGAAGCUAAGCUGGAUAAGUAUUAAGAAUAUAUUAUUUUUGGGUAUUCGACCAAUGAG